Messenger RNA from Penicillium taxi, 1770 nucleotides. RefSeq names its product WD40 repeat domain-containing protein. The transcript has 4 exons. The coding region runs from base 1 to 1770 and encodes 589 amino acids. Gene Ontology annotation, cellular component: transcription repressor complex; nucleus. Gene Ontology annotation, biological process: negative regulation of transcription by RNA polymerase II. Lineage: Eukaryota; Fungi; Ascomycota; Eurotiomycetes; Eurotiales; Aspergillaceae. Gene Ontology annotation, molecular function: protein binding. The record is from RefSeq and is a predicted model, not a curated record.
AUGGCUGAUGACAAGCCCCUCCAGCUAUACAGCGCUGGACUUGUAUUUGCGCCAAUGAAUUCAAUAGUUCGAAAAUUAUUCGAUAAAGAGCUCCCUGAUUGGAUCUGUAAGUUACCAGAAGUGCAAAAAACAUGGCCCGCAGAAUUGCAGUCUCUUGAGGGUCAUUCGGGUACUAUUAUGUCGGUGAUAUUCUCUCUAGAUGGUAGAUGGCUAGCGUCAGGCUCCCGGGACGACACUGUGCGGCUCUGGAAUGCUACCACCGGCGCGCUGCAAUAUAUUCUUAAGGGUCAUGAAGAUCGGGUAAUAUCAGUGGCAUUAUCUCCCAAUAGCCGGCUCCUAGCAUCUGGCUCCCGAGAUUCCACUAUCCGGCUUUGGGACACCACCACAGGCGCACUAUUGCAGGUUCUUAGGGGCCAUAGAGAUCGAGUCAGAUCAGUGGCCUUCUCUCCCGACGGCAGGCUACUGGCAUCUGGCUCCCGGGAUAAAACAUUACGGCUCUGGGAUGUAGCUACAGGCGUGCUGCAGAAGAGCCUGGAAGGCCAUGAAAAUCGUGUUGUCUCAGUGGCAUUCUCUCCAGACGGUGGUCUGCAACAGACUCUCGAGGGCGAUUCAAGUAUAGUUACGUCAGUAUCAUUCUCUCCUAACGGCCAGCAGCUAGUGUCUAGCUUCUGGGAUGGCACCAUACGACUGUACGAUGUCGAGACAGGUAUAGUGCAGCAGAUCCUUGAGGGGCAUUUGGGCAUAGUUGAGUUGGUCGCAUUCUGUCCAGACGGCCGUUUACUCGCAUCUGGCUCCCGGGAUGGCAUCAUACGACUUUGGGAUGCCGCCAACGACCUACUUCAGCAAACUCUUGAAGGCCAUUCAAGUCUAGUCACGUCAGUGUCAUUCUCCUUGACCGGCCAGCAGUUAGCGUCCGGCUCCUGGGACAGCACCAUGAGGCUCUGGGAUGCCGCUACGGGCGCGCCACAGCAAAUCCUUAAUGGCCAUUCGCAGCCAGUUGAGGUGAUAACAUUCUCUCCCGACGGCCAGCUACUAGCAUCCGGCUCCAGGGACAGCACCGUGAGGCUCUGGGAUACUUCCACAGUGAGACUGUGGAGUAUCGCCACGCAUCUGUCCCAGCAGGUUCUUGAAGGCCAUUCAAACUCAGUUGACUCUGUAGCAUUCUCUUCCGAUGGCCAACUACUAGCAUCCGGCUCUCGGGAUUCCACUAUCCGGAUUUGGGAUGCCGCCACUGGCCUGUUGCGGCAAACCCUCGUGGGACAUUCAAACUGGAUUACAACGGUGGCAUUCUCUCGUGACAACCGGUUGUUGGUAUCUGGACCUGGCCCCCAGAGUACGACCACGCGGAAUACGACUAUAUGGCUCUGGGAUCCCGCUCGAGACGCACAAGUGUCCGAACCUUGGGAUGGCGCCGUGCGGCUCUGGGACGUUGUUACUGGUGCACUGCAGCAGACGUUUCAUGUUGAAGGCAGAGUCACUGCCCUGGAGUUUUCUGGUGACAGCUCAUACCUAGUUACUAAUCUUGGACCCCUUAAUCUUCAGUCCAGUUGUAGCAUUCACUCACAAAAUAUACCUUCGGAGAGCGUCAAAAUUUGUCUGCUAGAUAGGCAAUGGAUAGCUCUUCACGGCAAGAAGGCCCUGUGGCUUCCUCCUGAGUAUCGGCCUAAGUGUUCGGCGGUGAAAGGAAGAACUCUUGCUCUAGGUGACGACGGAAGGAAGCAGAAGAGCUCAGGGCGCAGGUGCUUGGGCCAGAACAUUCCGGUAUUCUGA